UUGAUCCAACGCUCUCUUCUUUAUAUUUUUGAUUAACUCAAGCUCUCUUGGUUUGCUUUCAUUUAGCAUUAGCUAUAUGUAAACUAUUUGGUAAAUGUCAUUUAUUAGCUUGCUUUUAAAGAAAUUCAAUGGGGAGAAAACCGUGCUGUGACAAAAUUGGAUUGAAGAGAGGUCCUUGGACUAUAGAAGAAGAUCAUAGACUCAUGAACUUCAUUCUUAACAAUGGCAUCCACUGCUGGAGAAUUGUCCCCAAACUCGCAGGUUUGCUGAGAUGUGGGAAGAGCUGUAGAUUGAGAUGGAUCAACUAUUUGAGACCCGAUCUCAAGAGAGGUGGUUUUACUGAUGCUGAAGAAGAUCGGAUUAUGGAACUUCACUCUCAACUAGGCAACCGGUGGUCUAAAAUUGCCUCGCAUUUCUCUGGUAGAACGGAUAACGAGAUAAAAAACCAUUGGAAUACGAAGAUCAAGAAGAAGAUGAAACAUCUUGGUUUGGAUCCGGCUACGCACAACCCGAUGAAUGAUAUUACUCAUCAAACCGAUCCUAAUCAGGACACAAAACCAAAUAUGUGUUCUACCAUCAAUGAAGGAGAAGAGAUCAAGGAUCAAACUCCAAAAGAUGAUGUUAUCACAGAAACAACAAAAACAUUAAUAUUGUCUGAUAAUGAUGAUGAACUUCGGGCGGAAAACUGCAAAACUCUAUGUGCAGAAGAAGUAGACUUGGAAUAUCUAUUCGAAACGCAAGGCAACGAGAUAUCCUCUUCGUCUUUAUCUUCGUUGUAUAGUAAUAUUUCAAGAAGUGAAUCUUCAUCAUAUCUUGCAGAAGAUUCGAUCUCUUUAGAGCAAUGGGACUUGGAUAUGACGGAUCCUCUUGUACCAUGGGAUCUGUUCGCCAAUCUUGAUGAUAAUCUUUUCUUCUUAUGAGUAUAUAAUGUAAUAUAACAUUAUAAUAUAU
Molecule: messenger RNA, 951 nt
Organism: Arabidopsis arenosa
Lineage: Eukaryota; Viridiplantae; Streptophyta; Magnoliopsida; Brassicales; Brassicaceae
Source: the annotation of a GenBank genome assembly